Symbiodinium necroappetens is the source of this 1623-nucleotide messenger RNA. The record is from the annotation of a GenBank genome assembly. NCBI's taxonomy places the organism in Eukaryota, Dinophyceae, Suessiales, Symbiodiniaceae.
AUGACGGGCCCUGCCGAACACCUGCCUGACGAUCUCGAUGCGUUGCGCGCGAUCAUCGCUGCACAGGCCAGUCAGAUCCAGGAGCUCUCCCGAUCCAACCGCGCCUAUGAGGCGCUGGUCGAUGCUCUUCGGGUCCAGAUCGUGCGGCUCAAGAAGCAGAAGUUCGGCACCUCCUCGGAGAAAGUGGCUCGCAAUAUCGAACAGCUUGAGCUGGCCCUCGAAGGACUGGAGGUUGCCAGAGCCGCGGUCGACCAGUCUGCUGAUAAGGACGAGGCCGUUGCAGCGCCACAGAACACCUCUCGUCCCCGCCGGCGUGGCAAGCCGGUUCUGAACGAGCACGUUCUCACUGAACGCCGCACCCUUGAUCCCGGCUCAGAGUGCCCAGACUGCGGCGGCGAGCUGCGCCUGGUUGGUGAAGACGUCUCGGAGAUCCUCGAUCUGGUUGCCGCGCAACUCAAGAAGAUCGAGAUCGCCCGGCCCAAAAAAUCGUGCCGCAAAUGCGAAGCCAUGGUGCAGACACCGGCGCCGACCCGCCCGGUGGCCCGCGGCAUGGCAGGUCCGGGGCUGCUCGCCCACAUCCUGGUCAGCAAAUACGACGACCAUCUUCCCCUUUAUCGUCAAGGUGAGAUCUUCACCCGUAUGGGCGCCGAUAUUCCGCGCUCGACACUGAUCGACUGGUGCGGUCAGGCGGUUGGCGUGCUCAAGCCUCUGGUCUCGCGUAUUCGCGACCAUGUCUUUGCAGCGGACCGGCUGCAUGCCGACGACACGCCCGUGCGGGUUCUCGAUCCCAAGGUGGCGAUUGCUUCGGGCGGCGCCAAACGCGCGGUCAAAGAGGGACGCAUCUGGGUCUAUGUCCGUGAUGACACCCCGUUCGCCGGCGACGACCCGCCGGCAGCCACCUAUCUGUUCUCACCCAAUCGUAAGGGCGAGCACCCGCAAAGUCAUCUGGCCGCGUUCUCCGGGAUCCUGCAAGCCGAUGCCUAUACAGGCUUCGGGCAGCUCUACGAACCAGAUCCCAUGACUGGUGAGCAGCGUAUCCGCGAGGCGUCGUGCUGGGCACACUUGCGGCGCGACUUCCAUGACGAGUGGACAUCGAGCAAAUCCCCCAUUGCGCUCGAAGCCAUCAACCGCAUCGGCGUGCUCUACGACAUCGAACGGCGCAUCACCGGAUGUUCAGCCCAGGAGCGCCUCGCUGUCAGACAGGCUGAGAGUAAGCCGGUCGUCGAGGCCUUCAGGCGCUUCGCCGAGGAUCAGCUCGAGCGUAUCUCGGGCAAGAGCGAUGUAGCUAAGGCCUUCCGCUAUGGUCUCAAGCGCUGGACAUCCUUCAGCCUAUUCCUUGAAGACGGGCGCGUGGCGAUCGACAACAAUCCCGCCGAGCGCGCCAUUAGGCCCAUCGCGCUCGGAAGAAAAAACUUCCUGUUCGCCGGCUCCGAUGCGGGUGGGGAAACGCUUGCCGAUGCGAUGACCAUCAUCGAGACCGCCAAACUCCACAACCUCAACCCCCAAGCCUACCUCGCCGAUAUUCUGGCCCGCAUCAACGAUCACAAGAUCAAUGCACUCGAUGAACUGCUGCCCUGGCAUUGGCGGCCAGCCGAAACUGCAUCAAUCGUCGCUGCGGCAUAA